Molecule: messenger RNA, 1635 nt
Organism: Pistacia vera
Lineage: Eukaryota; Viridiplantae; Streptophyta; Magnoliopsida; Sapindales; Anacardiaceae
Exons: 9
Coding region: 1-1635 (544 amino acids)
Biological process (GO): carbohydrate metabolic process
Source: RefSeq, a predicted model, not a curated record
AUGAAAGGUGUUCUUAUCAUUCACAUAAUAUUGCCUGUGUUUCUCUUCUGGGGUUUUGCUUUUGGUAAGGAGUGUACAAACAAAAUACUUCCUGGAUUUGAUUCACAGGCUCUAAGAGAUAGCCUGGUAACAAAUGAAACCUGGAAACAGGAGAUGUUAUCUCAGUACCAGUUGAAUCCAACGAAUGCCUCGGUUGGAGCAAAUGAUGGUAGCUGGGAAUCGAUGUACAAGAAGAUGAAAAAUCCUGUUGAGUUUAAGUUGCCUGCAGGAUUUCUCCAGGAAGUGUCCUUGCAUGAUGUGAGGUUGGGUCCGAAUUCAUUGCAUUGGAGGGCACAAGAAACGAAUUUGGAGUAUUUGUUGAUGCUGGAGGUUGAUAGAUUGGUUUGGAGCUUCAGGAAAACUGCUGAUUUGCCAACUCCAGGGAUUCCAUAUGGAGGCUGGGAGAAUAGUACCAAUGAUCUCAGAGGUCAUUUUGUAGGACAUUACUUGAGUGCUUCAGCACUAAUGUGGGCAAGCACUCACAAUGAAACUCUCAAAGAAAAAAUGUCGGCGCUGAUGUCUGCUCUAUCCGACUGUCAGAAAAAAAUUGGUUCCGGUUAUCUUUCUGCUUUCCCAUCUGACCAAUUUGAUCGCCUUGAAAAUUUAGAAUUUAAAGUCUGGGCUCCAUACUACACCAUGCACAAGAUUAUGACCGGCUUGUUGGAUCAAUAUACAUAUGCUCAUAAUACUCCAGCCUUAAACAUGACAAUAUGGAUGGCGGAGUAUUUUACUAACCGUGUUCAGAAUGCUAUAAGAAAAUAUAGUUUGGAAAGGCAUUAUCAAACGCUUAAUGAAGAAAGUGGUGGCAUGAACGAUGUACUUUACAGGUUGUACAACAUAACGAGGGACAAAAAGCAUUUCAUAUUGGCUCGACCCUUUGACAAACCAUGCUUUUUAGGACCGCUUGCAAUGCAGGAUGAUUUCCUAUCUGGUUUCCAUGCCAAUACACAUAUUGCUCUUGUUGUUGGAACGCAAAGGCGAUAUGAAAUCACUGGUGAUGCUGUUUCCAAGACAAUAGGGACUUUCUUCUUGGACAUUGUUAAUUCUUCUCACAGUUAUGCAACAGGAGGAACAUCAGCCAUGGAAUUUUGGCAAGAUCCAAUGCGGCUAGCAACCACUCUAAGUCCAGAGAACGAAGAGUCAUGUACAACUUAUAACAUGCUCACGGUGUCUCGCUAUCUGCUUAAAUGGACAAAAUCAGUGGCAUAUGCAGAUUAUUAUGAGCGUGCACUGACAAAUGGUGUGUUUAGCAUCCAACGCGAAACGGAUCCUGGAAUUAUGAUUUGUACACUUCCCCUAGGCACUGGAACUUCCAAGGCCAAUAGUCAUUAUGGUUGGGGAACAAAAUUUGACACUUUCUGGUGCUGUUAUGGAACAGGAAUUGAAUCAUUCUCCAAAUUAGGAGAUUCAAUAUAUUAUGAAGAGGGAGCGAAUGUUCCUGCUCUCUACAUUGUGCAAUAUGUAUCAAGCGCGAUUAAUUGGAAAUCAGGACAGUUUGCGCUACAUCAUACUGUUGAUCCUAUUGUUUCUUGGGAUUCUUACCUUCGAUUGACGAUAAUGUUGAGUGAAUCUUUAACGGUGUCGUCUUGCGCCUGA